Aphanomyces invadans is the source of this 366-nucleotide messenger RNA. RefSeq lists its product as hypothetical. The transcript has 2 exons. The record is from RefSeq and is a predicted model, not a curated record. Bases 1 to 366 code for a protein of 121 amino acids. Lineage: Eukaryota; Oomycota; Saprolegniomycetes; Saprolegniales; Verrucalvaceae.
AUGACCCGCUUUCUCCUUGACACAUCGUCUGACUUGCUUGUAGACUUGGUCGCGGGUGCAACCUUGCACCCUUCAACAAUCCCCCGGGCGGACGGCAAGAACCCCCACCGCAUCCGCAUUCCGCUCAUUCACAUCUUGAUUUCCGCGACUCUGACGCGGAACUCUCGGAAACUCGCCGCCAUCGGCAUGCCCCACGCUGAACUCAUCACAGUCAACGACGCGUUGGACGACAAUUUUACAGAGAAGCCACUGGUGCUGCUCGAGCUGCUGCACACGUUCGAGUCGCAGCUCAAAACUGUAUUUACUUCGUCGAUCAAUGCGCAUCGUCUGUGCCGUCUGCUGCAGCUCUUCUCGUUGGAGCCGUAG